AUCCUUAAUUGUGACUAAUCAAAAUGCUUUGUUGUCGAAAAGUUUUGAAGGAGCAAACACGCAAUUUUUGCGUGUCAUUGCUAACUUUUGGCGAUUACAACUCAUAUGUUAUAAGCCGGUCCAAACGUGACUACAGACUACAACAAGUUAAUAACCGGUAAAAUCAUAUCUGAAACGGCGUCGUAUAAGUAAGGGAGACGCUACCGUUUUCCAAUUUCGAAUGCAAGUAAUAAACUGAGGUGGUCGUUGAAGCUCUCAUAACAGUCUAGACUCUGGACUUCUUCGCGAAACUGAAGAAAUUAAAUCUGAAAAAAAAAAAAAUCUCCCCAAAUCAAAAUCAUAAAAGAUGAAGAGAUGGGGAAAGAUGUGGGCUUUGAUGGGUUUGCUUCUUUUGAAUUGGGUGAGUAAUGUUUCCUCCCUUUCGGUGACCGUAAACGACGUAGAAUGCGUGUAUGAGUACGUGCUUUUCGAAGGGGACACGGUUUCAGGCAACUUUGUCGUCGUCGACCACGAUAUUUUCUGGAGCUCUGAUCACCCCGGCAUUGAUUUCACCGUGACUUCUCCUGGGGGUAAUACAGUUCACAAUUUGAAAGGUACAUCUGGGGACAAGUUUGAAUUCAAGGCACCACAAAGCGGAAUGUACAAAUUUUGUUUCCACAAUCCCUACUCUACACCAGAGACUGUUUCGUUCUAUAUUCACGUCGGCCAUAUUCCCACUGAGAACAAUCUUGCCAAAGAUGAACAUUUGGACCCAAUUAAUGUUAAAAUUGCUGAGCUGAGAGAGGCUUUGGAGACUGUUACAGCAGAACAAAAGUACUUAAAAGCACGUGAUGCUCGGCAUCGUCAUACAAAUGAGAGCACAAGAAAGCGUGUUAUAGGUUACACAGUUGGAGAGUACAUUCUGCUAGCUCUUGUUAGUGCACUUCAAGUUCUCUAUAUUCGCAGUCUCUUCAGCAAAUCAGUUGCAUACAACCGAGUUUGAGCUACCUGAUUAUUAAUGUAGUUUCUCUGUUCCAUUUAACCAGAGGAUCAUAGGGAGAAUCCUAUAGAUGAGUUCAUAAAAAUCGAAAUUUUGCAGCGAUGACAGUUUGGUGUUUUAUGUUCAUUCAAGUCUUGUUUGUCAAUUACAGUGUUGGCUUUUUGACAUGGUAUAUGUUUUAGACUAACUUUGAUCAGUUUGAGCUACUUUUACCUAAUAUUAUUGAAAACCUGAGUCUCAUUUGCAGCAGUGCAACGUUUACACCGGUAUGAGUAUUGGCUUUUUUGAUCAUGUAGAUGGAGAGAUGGUUUAAAUAGAAAUGGCUUCCUACUAGAUAUGAAGAUAUAUCCUACGUGGGCAACCGAACCCAAAACGUUGUUUAAAAAAGGUUCCAAUGAAUUCAAUCGAUAAAUUCAAUCGAAUUUGAUUUGAUUAGGGCUCCAUUUAAAUAGGUGGUGUGAUUAGUUGUAGUGAAAUUGAAAUCAAUAAUAAAAAUUAUUGUA
Molecule: messenger RNA, 1482 nt
Organism: Durio zibethinus
Lineage: Eukaryota; Viridiplantae; Streptophyta; Magnoliopsida; Malvales; Malvaceae
Product: transmembrane emp24 domain-containing protein p24beta3-like
Source: RefSeq, a predicted model, not a curated record